This is a messenger RNA of Botrytis deweyae, 1047 nucleotides long. RefSeq lists its product as uncharacterized. Gene Ontology annotation, molecular function: DNA-binding transcription factor activity, RNA polymerase II-specific; RNA polymerase II cis-regulatory region sequence-specific DNA binding. The record is from RefSeq and is a predicted model, not a curated record. The transcript has a single exon. Gene Ontology annotation, biological process: regulation of transcription by RNA polymerase II. Bases 1 to 1047 code for a protein of 348 amino acids. Lineage: Eukaryota; Fungi; Ascomycota; Leotiomycetes; Helotiales; Sclerotiniaceae. Gene Ontology annotation, cellular component: CCAAT-binding factor complex.
AUGAUGGAGUACGCGCAUUAUUCGCAACCGCCGCAAGGCCAGCAUAAUCAUACGCAGGCGCAUAUUCAAGGUGGAUAUGCAAAUUCUGGACAGCACCCAAAUUCCGGAGCUCCAAUUACUUCACCAUCUCAACAACAACCAGUCCAUUCGCAACAUGCCGUUCAACAAUCCCCAAUUCUUUCUUCGCAAUCGCAGCAAGGAGGUCCCAAUGCGGGACACAUGCAGCAACACACUCUGGGAUAUCAACCAGCAUACGUACCGCAGAUGAACUUGCAAUAUGGAAACAAUCCGAUGAAUACCCAGGCAGCAGCGAUGGCAGCAACCAAUGCAGCAGUUGGUGGUAACUACCCUUAUAGUAUGCCGGACCCCAGCUUGCCGCAAACAUCGCCAAGAAUUGGUGCCGGUAUAAAUGUGAAGAAGGAAAGAGUACCGCGGUCACCAACACAGGCUGCCAUUAACAACCAAGUUGCUCAAAAUAGACGCAUGAGUGUACAACAAGUGGGCAGUCCUGCUGUACCUAAUGCGCAACCUCUCAUGAACCAUGGGCCUCGGUCAUCAAUUUCAGGACCUCCUAUGCCGGCACCACCUCCACCACACCCUCAAUCUCCCGAACUUGUAUCGGGAGCAGUUGAAGAGUCGCCUUUAUAUGUCAAUGCAAAACAAUUUCAUCGUAUUUUGAAGAGACGUGUUGCGAGACAAAGAUUAGAGGAGGCCCUCCGAUUGACUUCAAAGGGCAGGAAGCCAUAUUUACACGAGAGCAGACAUAAUCAUGCAAUGAGAAGACCCAGAGGUCCUGGUGGUCGAUUCUUAACUGCAGAUGAAGUUGCAGAAAUUGAGAGAACAAAGGGCGAUGGUGGAGAUGAAAAUGACAAACCAUUAGAAACCCCGGCCAAGAGUGUUUCUAGUGUGAGUGCCAGUUCGGGAACUAAGCGAAAGGCCGACUCCGACAAUCUCACUCCUAGUAAGAAACCUAAAUUGGUCGCUGCAGCUAGAAGCAGUGCUGAGGAAGAUGAUGAAGAUGAGGAUGAUGCAGAAGAUGAUGGAUGA